GGUCGCCAUCACGAUUUUCACAAAACCCUCAGCCUGUCUCCAUCCUCCCCAAACCUCCUUUGCCGGGUCCGCCCUUUUCUCCGCCAAUUGAGCAACUCCCAAGCCAGAUCAAGAUGCUCAGCCAAAUCUCCCGGGCCUCUCGCGCUGUUGCUGCUCGCGCCGCCAGAGCAAAUGCCGUCCAGGUGAGGGGCUUCAUUGCCCCGACCGUCUCACGACGAGCCGACUUUGUCCAGGAGCUCUACCUCAAGGAGCUCAAGGCCUACAAGGUCCCCCCCGUCAAGGAGACCGACUCCGAGGGCCAGGUCCAGGUUUUCUCCAUGCCCAAGACCCCUGCCUCUCCCGAGGAGGCCAACCUGGCCGACAGCCUCAAGACCUACGAGUCCAUGGCCGUUGAGAUCGAGGGCCAGGAUGCUUCCGCCCAGUCCGCCACCGGUGUCGCUCAGCUGCCCGACUGGCUCGAGGCCGAGGAAGAGGAGGAACCCCACCACUAAAAAACGAAACGCGCUUUUUUUUGAAUCAAGUCCAUGGAGGGAAUUUCCUGUUGCUAGAAAUACAUGGGAAUAAGAGAGGAGGGAAAAAAGGAGAGGAACUAGAUCGUCAGUGCGUCGAAAGAUUACUUGACGUUCAGCGGUUUUAUGCUAUAAAGGGAGGAGGUUAGAGGAUGAAAGACAAAGAGAAGAGCCAAAGGAGGAGGCAGCAGUUGGGGGCAUACCGGACAAUCCAUAAUUUUCAGGCCAGGCUUGAAUGAUGGCCGGAAACAAAAGGACAUGUCGGCUUGCCGGGGAUGCUUUUGAAUCAUCCCGUUGUACAUUUUUUAUUUCCUUAUCGAUCAGCCUCGUCGUGUAGGACAUUGUUCCGAAUGCCAAUAUCAAUCAAAGAUAUGCAAAAUG
This is a messenger RNA of Trichoderma atroviride IMI 206040, 890 nucleotides long. RefSeq lists its product as uncharacterized. NCBI's taxonomy places the organism in Eukaryota, Fungi, Ascomycota, Sordariomycetes, Hypocreales, Hypocreaceae. Gene Ontology annotation, molecular function: proton-transporting ATP synthase activity, rotational mechanism. The record is from RefSeq and is a predicted model, not a curated record. Gene Ontology annotation, biological process: proton motive force-driven ATP synthesis.